This is a messenger RNA of Mizuhopecten yessoensis (Yesso scallop), 2071 nucleotides long. RefSeq names its product neurogenic differentiation factor 1-like. Gene Ontology annotation, molecular function: protein dimerization activity. Bases 232 to 1371 code for a protein of 379 amino acids. The transcript has 3 exons. The record is from RefSeq and is a predicted model, not a curated record. Lineage: Eukaryota; Metazoa; Mollusca; Bivalvia; Pectinida; Pectinidae.
GGCUCCGUGACUCAAGCUUAAGAGGAGUCUGAGGCGGGCAUCGCUACAGAAGGAAGUACCGCUCGGCCCAAGUAAAACAAAGACUUUCCUUGAUGUGCCAUUUGAAGUAUUUGACACUGACUGUUAAAGUGAAAAUCAUUGCCUCAUUCUCACUUGUGAAAAAACCCACCCAAAUUCUUGGAUGUAAACCGAUGAAAAUACAAAAUACAACACACACAAUCAUUUGUGAAAAUGCCGAUCAGACUUACAGACGAGGAGCAGAGUGAUUUCAGCCUAGACGAUUUCGCCACCGCUAGUAGUGCCGGAACUGACGUAAUGAUGUUGGACGGAACAGGAAGUGAAAUUGACGAGGAGGAUAUAUCUGAAUUUGAUGAGUUAAGCGACGAAUGUGAUUCGGAACAAAAGGGCUCAGAUGAUAGUAUGUCGUCAAACAAGGACAAACAGAGUGAAAACAAAGGAGAACAAGAACCCAAAGUACCAAAAAAGCGCGGACCGAAAAAGAAACAGAUGACAAAAGCUCGCGUUGUGAAACUUCGAGUUCGCCGUGUCAAAGCGAAUACACGCGAGAGAAAUCGUAUGCACGGUCUUAACGACGCAUUGGACGAACUACGUGAGCAUGUGCCUUGUUAUUCCAAAACUCAGAAACUUUCCAAGAUUGAAACCUUACGUCUUGCACGUAAUUAUAUUUUUGCCUUAGCUGAAAUUUUGAAAUCGGGGAUGAAACCCGACAGUGUGUCAUUUGCUAAAGCCCUGUCUAAAGGCUUAUCGCAGAACACAAUGAACCUGGUGGCCGGGGGCCUUCACCUCAACCCCCGCACAUUAUUGCCAGAGUCCUCCUUCUCUAAACCCUACCAGUUCUACUUCAACAACUCGUACGACCUCUGCUCGACAGGAAACGCCACAGUGCCUUAUUCUAGUCCAUACCAAAUGCAGCAAAUAACAAACAGUUACAGUCAGCCCAUCAAUAGUACCCAAAUGCCAGUCCACUCUGUCCCCAUAUCCCGUCAACCCAUCACGUCAUGUCAAAACAAUAUGUCGCCAAUCCAUGCUUCCGCCCAGCCUCUUUCAUAUAUGACACCAAGAAACAACAGUCCCCUACAGGCACAGACAGCGAACUCCUCCCUCCAGAUGGAAGCUAUGACAUCUUCUAAUUUUCUUCGUUGUGACAGUUCUGUGGAUUAUCAAUGCAAUGGGUUGGGACCGGCGAUGUACGGUAAUUCUAAUGCAAUGUCCGGACCCGUGCCAAGUGUUCCGGAUUGUAGCUCAUAUACUUUGUUGGAGGAUCUGGUCGAGUUUCAGGCGGACACACAUGUAGAAAAUGACCUCGCUAUGAUGAAUUCAACGGCAAACUUGUUCGACGUGACAGGGUAAUGUGACGUCACUGUGCAUCAUACGUAUGAAACUGGUGGGUAUGACGUCAUUAUUGUUGCAAGCAACUGGUAAAUAUGACGUUACCGAUAAUAACAUUCGACAUGUUGAUAUGACACCAUAGUGCCCUACUCCGGACAGUUAGUUACCCGGACGUCUAUUUCUAUAUCUGUGUGGCUGACGUCCAUCUUACUAGAAACAAAUCAGUUGAAAGUAAUGUCAGUUCUUUUCUACUGACGAUAUAUUUGUUUAUAACAAAAAAUGGAAGGCUAGUCAUCAGUAUUCGUUGAUGAAGAAUUUGGACACGAACAUUGCUGUAUCUGUCGUACAUGUCUUGAUUGAGCUCCUAUGGUGAGCUAGCAUUGCCCAGGUUCAAAGACACACGAAUAGUUGAUUAGACAGCGACUUGGCUCACACAUUCCCACGUGGUGGUCACCUUGCUCGACCCUUCAGUAAUGAGCGCGUGUGUAUUUAAAUAUUGAUAGGGUAACGUGAAUCACCAAGUCUGCUGUUGGUUGCCAGUCUACGAGACGAGUGUUUUACACGUGCCUUGUGUCACGUGAUAUUUCUAGUCAGCCCUGCAAACAAUAAUUUACAUGUCAUAAACAAUUGCUUCCUUUUAAUAUUCUUAAUUGGUUAUAUUGUUUUCAGAAUGAAUUAAUGUAUAAAGUUGAUGAAAUAGUAUUAUUUAUUAGAAAAAGAA